GUCACUUAUAAACAACGCUAAUUUAAAAAUACCCGGAAGUGAUCUAUGCUGCUAAAUCUUAUUAGUCCAUAAAUUUCCUAGAUUUUAUUCUUUGGACAAAAUUUCUGCCUUCAAAGAACUUAAAAUGAGGAAACAUUCACAUGUAUAUGAUUCACAAAACUCCAAAGAAUUUCAACACAGUGUAUCUGUUAAUUCUUCGAAAUCUGACUCAUUUGCACCAAUAUUUCAUGAAUGUUUUUCUUCAGUUGAACAGCUGUCUGGACCUGUAUCUAAACUGAACGAAAUAAUUCAGGACCUUAUUGACUAUAAAAACGAUGCUGAAUUUGCGGCUAUGACUGCUUCAGAUUUGGCUAAACGUCUCCACUCUAACAUAUCUGCCGAUGAAGCAUUUCAAGUUGUAUCAUAUAUCCAUAAAUUUGCACGUUAUCAAGCUGCGCGUUGUGGAUUGGUGAAUUGUUCUGAGCUUGUUCGAGCUAUUAUUCACAUUCUUCAAACAACUAAAAAUGUUGACCUACAAUCUGAAGCUGCAUUGACACUCCAAUUGUUAACUAAAGCUUUAACUGGUGCUAAAUUAGCCUGUGAAGAGAUUGGUAUUCCACAAUUAGUUGAAAUGUUAAGGCAUCCAUCCGAAGUGAUGUAUACAACUGCUCUUUAUGUAUUAAAUCAAUUAUUAUGGCAUUUACCAAAUUAUUCACGUCCAGAAUUUCGACAUUGUAAUGGUCAACUAAAUCUUAUUUAUUUACUUGAAGCAAAUCGUUUGGAUGAUUCAAAUUGGUUAUUAAUUUGUUUAGAUACACUACGUAUGGCAGUUUAUGAAAGUAGUGAAACAAAGCUUUCUAUUACAUCAACUAAUAUCUAUCAAAUUAUUGUACAUCUUUUGAGAACAUAUCCAACUAAUAUGAAAAUAGCUUAUAAUAUAGCAAGAUUAAUCAAAGUUUUAAGUGUAUGCAAUGAAAAUAAACUAAAAUUAGUUGAAGCUGGCACUGUAGAAGCAUUAACUCCAUUAUUAAAUUGUACUAAUGAAAUAUUACAAUUAGAAACAUUAUGGGGAUUACGUAAUAUUAGUGAUCAAGCUUAUCAUUUAUUGGCUACAAAAAAUCUUAUCCCAAUAUUGAUUAAUUUAUUAGCUAGUAAAAAUGAACAUAUCUCUAUAUGUUCCGCUGGUUGUUUAUGUAAUUUAACUUGUCAAAAUGUACAAAAUAAAAGUUUACUUGUUGAAAAAGGUGGUGUAAAAGUGCUCUGUAGACUUUUAUGUUUAAAUUCAGAUCGUCAAGAGAUUGCAGAACCAAUUUGUUCAGCUUUAAGGCAUGUAACUCAUCGAAAUCCUCAUUCUAAUUCAGCAAUUUAUGAGGUUCGUACCAGUGACACUUUGUCAACUAUUGCUUCCUUAUUCCUGAAAUAUCAAUUUGUAUCCGCCUUACCUUUAUUAAAAUCUGUUGUUGGUCUUAUUCGAAAUUUAUCUACUGUGGAAGUGACACGUCAUGAACUUAAAGAUUUAAAUGUACCAGGAAUGGUAGCAAAUAUUUUCUUACAAACAUUUAAUUCAUUGAAUAAAACCAAUAGACAACAAUAUCAUGGUAUCACUGGAGAAGAAUCGAAUAAUUAUUUAGAAGGUGUAAAUCUUGAAGAUAUGCUAGAAUUAACAUUGGCCGCAUUACAGAUUAUGGCUAAAGAUCAAUCUAUUCAAGAAGAAUUCAUUCAUACAGCAGGUUUAGUUUCAUCUGUUGUACAAUUAGUAUAUUCUCCAUCUGUAUGUUUACAACGUGCUUCAACUGCUUUCUUAAGUCAGUUGUCAACAUCUCGUUCUGGAUGUCAAGCAAUUGAAAAUGAAGGAGCUUGUCCACGAUUUACUGAACUAAUUCAGUCGAAUAAUGAAUAUAUUGCUGCAUAUACUGCAGCAAUCUUACAUCGUAUUGCUCAAGAUAAACCUGAAGCUUAUAGACGUCGAUUAUCAUUGGAAUUACGUCAAUCACUUUUUGAUGGUGGACUACUCAAUGAUCCAAAUGAAAUAGAUCCAUAUAAGUCAAGUCCAUCAAAACUGAUUGAUGGUAUAUCACCAAAUGAUAAUUCACCUCAUAUUACUGAUCGAAGAUCAAGAAAUUUAUCUGAUUCAAGUUUAAGACAACGUUCAAAAUAGAAUAAUGAAUCACUUUUAAUUGUAAGAACUAUAAACCGAUACAAUCUCAGGAACUCAGUUCAAUAUCAUUAACUAACUUACAUCAUUUUGUUGUUUGUAAUAUAUAUAUCGAUUUAAUUUUAAUUUGCUAUAUCUAAUUGAGACGAUAAUUAACUUAUUCACUCUUUCGUUUUUGUUUUUUUUGGAAUCAUUUCCAAAUCGGUCGUUACCUUUAUCCUCAUUAAGUAUCGAUCAUUCAGGGGAAUUCCGAAAAUUGUUUUCGUAUGAUGUUACUUUGAAAUUUCCUUCUGAGAAAAAUAACCAUCCAAGUUAUAUCGACAAUAACGAACCCAGAAUACAAACUGACAUAUGUGUGUAUAUCGAUUCAAAUUGUCACAGUGGAUUAACAUAGCGAGAUACAACAGUUUGGGAAAAUCUGACAGAAGUAGAUGUAGUAAGAAUAUUACUUGCUUACUUAGUUACACCUGUUAUCCCCUAAUGGAGGAGCAUAGACCAUCCAUUGACAUUCCCCAUCAAACUCAGUCUUAUGCGAUCCUUUCCAAUUUCUAUUCAUCCUUUUCAUGUCCGCUUUCAAUUCUCAGCGCCAUUUAUUCUUUGGCUUUCCUCUUUUUUGUUUCCUUUCAGGAUUCCAAGUUAGCGCUUGCCUUGUGAUACAGUUUGAUGAUUUCCGAAAUGUGUGUCCUAUCCAAUUCCAGCAUCUUUUCUUAAUCUCCUCCUUAGUUGGAAACUGGUUUGUUCUCUCUCAUAGAAGUAGUAAUAAUGUUAGUGGUGAUAUAACAGAUGAAUUUAAGUACUUUUCUCUUCCCACGCUAUUAAAAAAAUAUGAUAAUAAGACUACAUUGUGUGACCGAGUUUAUACUAUCGUUAGAUUGAAUACUCGAAGGGGCACCCUAUACAGAUACUAGACAACGUUAUAUCAUAUAUCCGAUUCACCGCCAAUAAUAGAGAACCAAUGUAACGCUAGACGAUACUUUAUUUCAAACAAUUACAGGUGGUCACUUCCAAUGAGUUCGAAGUAGAAAUCAAUAAUAGAAAGGAAAUCACAUAUUCAAAUAAUCAGUAAUCGGAGUUUCUGUAUCUUCAC
Schistosoma haematobium is the source of this 3221-nucleotide messenger RNA. Its product is annotated as Ras- protein Rab-11A. Gene Ontology annotation, molecular function: protein phosphatase binding; transcription coactivator activity; cadherin binding. Gene Ontology annotation, cellular component: adherens junction; catenin complex. The transcript is spliced from 13 exons. Gene Ontology annotation, biological process: positive regulation of transcription by RNA polymerase II; cell adhesion. The coding region runs from base 125 to 2137 and encodes 670 amino acids. NCBI's taxonomy places the organism in Eukaryota, Metazoa, Platyhelminthes, Trematoda, Strigeidida, Schistosomatidae. The record is from RefSeq and is a predicted model, not a curated record.